UACUAUAUAACAAAUAAUUUGAGAGAUGAAUCCAAAAUAAUCAAUAUGGUUGUAACAAGAUCCGGCACCACCUGCACUCCCACUGGAUCCAACGAUGAAUCUGCCAAAAAGAGAAAAUCAAACCCUGAAAUGCCUGAGAUGGUGGAAUCAUUUAAAGAAUGGGAAUCAGACAAACAAACAAACUUUGUGAAGGGGUUGUUAGGUGAGAUGUGCCACGAGCAGCAUUGGCAGAUCGACAUGGCUCUGCGACCCUAUCUGAUGCGAGACUUCAUCAGCGCCUUACCAGAAUAUGUGUCAGAACAGAUACUGUCCUACUUAGACGAAAUGUCUUUAUGUAGGGCAGAAAGCGUCUCUAAAAGAUGGCGUGAAAUCAUAUGUAACGGACAUUUAUGGAGAAAAUUAAUUGUUCGGAAUGUCAACACUAAAGCAAUUUGGCAGCGUCUUGGGAAAAGAAGGGAAUGGAUAAGUCAUUUACAUCGAGCAUCAGAUUUUGGUUCAGAGUACUACAAAGAAUUAUAUCCUAAAAUUGUCCAAGACUUAAAAAUGUCAAAUGAAAUGUGGAAGCUGGGAAAACUGAACUUUAGAAAAAUAGACUGUGCCAGUCACGACAGUAAAGGUGUCUAUUGCUUGCAAUAUGACGACGAGAAAAUAGUCAGCGGUCUACGGGACAACACUAUCAAGGUUUGGGAUCUGGAUAGUCUAAAGAAUACUAUGACCCUUACUGGACACACUGGUUCUGUGCUUUGUAUGCAAUAUGAUGAAAAUAUUAUUAUCACAGGAUCUAGUGAUGCCAGUAUCAGAAUAUGGGAUGUGAAGACCGGAGAACCAAUCCACAUGUUAAUCCACCACUGUGACGCUGUCCUUCAUCUCCGGUUCCAGAAUGGCAUCAUGGUAUCGUGCUCCAAGGACCGUACAAUAGCAGUUUGGACGAUGAGUGGAAACCCUCAGAACAUAGUAAUGAAGCACGCGUUAGUUGGGCACAGAGCUGCGGUUAAUGUUGUGGACUUUGAUGAGAAGUACAUCGUGUCAGCGUCCGGAGACAGAACUAUUAAGGUAUGGGGGACAGAGGCUUGUGAGUUUAUCCGUACUCUACAAGGGCACACACGCGGUAUAGCUUGUCUACAGUACCACGGUACCCUCGUUGUAUCGGGCUCCUCAGACUGUACUAUCAAACUGUGGGAUAUUGAAGCAGGAGCCAUACUCCGGACGCUUGAAGGACAUGAGGAACUUGUUCGUUGUAUUAGGUUCGACUCUCACCGCAUUGUCAGUGGCGCCUAUGACGGGAAGAUAAAAGUAUGGGAUUUGAAAGCUGCUUUGGAUCCACGCACACCAGUAAAAGACAUUUGCAUCAGAACUAUAUCGGAGCACAAAGGCAGAGUGUUCAGACUUCAGUUUGACGAAUUCCAGAUCGUAUCCUCCUCCCACGACGAUUCUAUCGUUAUAUUCGACUUCCUGUCCCCUCACGACUACUAUGGCGACAUGCCAGUAGUCCGUCACCACCACUAUUCAGAAACAUCAAGUCUGGAGCUGUCGGACACCACUCUGCGGAGACUUGACUCCGCUAACUCCCUCGACUCGCUCGACGACCUGUCAUGAUGGCCAUAUAUGGUAACUUCGUCAUGGUAACACUACCAUAUAUGGUAAUAUCUGGUCAAAGUCGACACUAGAUACUAACCUCAGCUGUUCUGAUCAUAUCUCACAUAUCUGUUGGACAUGUUGCUGGAGUUUUCAUUGCGACAGCUUUGGGACCAGUGAAGAGUCUAACCAUUAUUUACCGGGUAAAAAGGAUCUUUUACUAUCCUUCCCAUAAAACUGGAAUUCGGCGUAAUUAAUGUGCUCAAUAAAGAAUUCCCGGUAAAUGGUGGUAAGAUUAUUCAGCCAUAACAUGUCCCUUUAAAGCUGCAGUUUGCACGUUUUUCGUAUCGCUGUUCAGUUAAUGCCAUGACAGAGUGAAAUACCUUUUACUUGUGCUUGUGGUUUGAAAUGAAACGUUUAGACGGCCUCCUCCUCUAAUUCCUAAGACCCCCGUCAGAGUAUAGCCACACAUGGUUUAGAUUGACCUAGCUGAGUUUAUGUAUAAGAAAAAUGCCAAGAAUUUGUUCAGUGUUCAUUGUUCUUUAAGAAACGAAAAAUGAACUUUCUUUCAUGUUCAGUCAGAUUUUGUUGUCCUGAAAUUCCUGAUAACUGUAUUAAAAUGUAAUCUGUUUAAUAACCUGGGUUGAGAAAAAGUAUUUGGUUUAUCAGGUGUUCAAAUGUGAUGUGCAGAUGCUGUUUUACAGUUUUGCAUCUAUUUUCCCUCUAAGCUUAUAUUUAGCAUUUUACUAUGCACAUACACGGGCUUAUUUUGUCGAACAUGAGACGAUCGAAAAUGUAUAUAUAUAUCAUUGAUAAAGAUUUAAUUGGCAAGUUGCCAACCGACAGUUGUUGUGAGUCUAGAAGUUUGAACUCUGCAAUUUGCCCGCCAAGAGUUGUCUUUGCUCUUUAUUCAGGUGGCCACUAUAUUCCCACACGCCACUUUUCCACUAAAAAACAGGACCAAAGCAGUCUUCAAAUUUUCAUCGUUACUGCUUGCCAGUUUGGUGAAGGCUGGGUAUGGGGAAUCAUGUCAAAUCAAUGGUAAUGAUUGUAUUGACAUCAUUGAUUUUAUGUAAAAAUUAACAUUUUGUUUUUAAAAUAAACAUCCUA
This is a messenger RNA of Bolinopsis microptera, 2685 nucleotides long. RefSeq names its product F-box/WD repeat-containing protein 11-like. The record is from RefSeq and is a predicted model, not a curated record. NCBI's taxonomy places the organism in Eukaryota, Metazoa, Ctenophora, Tentaculata, Lobata, Bolinopsidae. The transcript has 13 exons. Bases 46 to 1596 code for a protein of 516 amino acids. Gene Ontology annotation, molecular function: protein dimerization activity.